AUGCUGUCCAACUUGAACAAUACUGCGGUGCCUUGGUUAGGCAACCACUCACCGUUGGAGCACUUUACAGGGCUAGAACGCCCGACCCCACUGGACAAAUUCUACCUACCAGAGAGUCGUCGGUUGCAGACGAUUCCUACGAGUGCUGAGAUGGAUGGAUAUCUGUCGGAGCUUCGCGGCAGUAUCCAGUCGAUGCACUGUGCGGCGGACGACCAGCGGCAGAAGCAGAGACUCCUGAACAAGAAGCGUGAGCGCGGUCCAGAGUGGACGAGAAGCAUGGCAACAAGUUACAGGUAA
Messenger RNA from Phytophthora nicotianae INRA-310, 297 nucleotides. RefSeq lists its product as hypothetical. The transcript is spliced from 2 exons. The record is from RefSeq and is a predicted model, not a curated record. NCBI's taxonomy places the organism in Eukaryota, Oomycota, Peronosporomycetes, Peronosporales, Peronosporaceae. Bases 1 to 297 code for a protein of 98 amino acids.